Molecule: messenger RNA, 3510 nt
Organism: Filobasidium floriforme
Lineage: Eukaryota; Fungi; Basidiomycota; Tremellomycetes; Filobasidiales; Filobasidiaceae
Product: exocyst complex component Sec3-domain-containing protein
Exons: 16
Coding region: 1-3510 (1169 amino acids)
Biological process (GO): Golgi to plasma membrane transport; exocytosis
Cellular component (GO): plasma membrane; exocyst
Molecular function (GO): phosphatidylinositol-4,5-bisphosphate binding
Source: RefSeq, a predicted model, not a curated record
AUGGAGACACAACAGCAAAUCAAGCAGUCUCUCUUCUCCCACCGGGGACCCGAUGGACAACUUGACGAGACGUACAUCGCCCACCUCAAGAUAUGGGAGGACGUGCCGGUGGGUUCGGGGCAGCCAGACGAGGGGAAUAAGAAGGCGAGGUACUUGAUGCUGUCGGUCAGCAAGUAUGGAAAGGUCUUCCUUCACAAGGCCAAGAGGAACAAUAAUGGGUCGUUUUCCAAGGGAAAGACAUGGAAUCUAGAGGAUAUGCGGCAGAUCGAGGUGGUCACCCCUCAAACGUUUGCGUUGACUAUGACGUCCCGGACCUAUAUAUGGCAAUCCGAACGGCCCCGUGAUCAACAAGUGUUUCUAGCGACCGUCUGCAAGAUCUACCGGAAAUACACCCAAGGACGACUACCCUCGCUUCUGAACCUCAACUUUCAGAUCGACGAGGUACCUACCGAGUCCGUUUCGCCUCCCCCGGUCCAUGCUCAGCCGAUGCUCUACAAUGGAGGAGCACCGUCCGCAUCUCAAUCUUCGCUCGCAGCUCCGCCAGCUCUACGCUCCAGGCAAGGUUCACACUCCUCCGUCGCUUCAUCCCAGAUGACCGGCCAAGAAUCCCAUUACACCGCCCCCAGUACCCGCCAGAGACCGAGUGGUUCGUAUCCCAACGCUUCGUCCCCGCUCGCGGAGCGCCCAUCCGGGUUGGCUUCUCGGAAUGUCUCUGAGGCUAGGACGCCGACCCAGGCUACGUAUGGGUUCAGGGAACAAGCUAUCCCACCUCCAGCGACAUUGCAGAUCCCACCCGUACAGCAAUCACAACCUCCACCACCACCAGCUCAGGCGGGGCAGUCAUCUGAAGUCCCCGUAGAAGAUGGUUACGCUUCAGACGCUAUGCUCACCCCGGUGCCAGCUACCAGCGGUGGGUUCGACCAAGCCUUGACCCCGCCUGCUCUCCCUAGACGUAACAUCGACGCUCCAGUUGGGUCAGAGGAGAAGAAGCGGGCGAUGUUGCCCCCUAUCAUCACCAACGCGUCGGGUAGCACCGCAGCUCCUAGAUCGGCGGUCGCCGUGGAACGGAAGCAAGCAAAACGAGAGGUCGAGACAAGUCGAGAGCAGGAGAAGACACCUGAAGCCGACCGGGAACCUCAACCUCGAGCCCGGCGUGCCUCUUUUGUAGCUCCCCCGACGACCACCCCUUAUUCCCGUGACAUGCUCCUGCGCGCCGGUGCAGGUUCUUUCGCUCAAGCCGAAGCCUUGUUGGAGCAGGACAAUGCCGAUGGGGAAGAGAUGGAAGAUGCCACGAUGGCCAACGUCGAAGAGAUCUUGGAAGGGUUCGAUUGGGGGAACCAUGCGGUCGAGUCGAGCGGGUCUUACCGGGCGGGAGCAGAGGCGAUCGAGGCGAGGUUGUUGGACGAGUUGAACGCUUUGGAGGCUGCCAACAUCCAUGCGUUCCUCGAGUCGGACGAUCGGAUUCAGAGCGUUCUGAAGGGGAUCAACGAUGCUAUCGCCGAGAUGGACGAGAUGGAUACCCGGAUCACCGGGUACAAGAUGCAACUCGGAGGCGUGACAGAGGAUAUUGCAUUUAUCGAAUCCCAGAACCGAGGUCUGCAGGUCCAAACGGCCAAUCAACAAGCUCUGCUUAAAGAACUGGAGCAACUCCUCGAAAACGUCUCAGUCGACCCCGGUGCCCUCCGGUCGUUGACUCAAGAAUCGCUCGAGACAGAACGGGGCAUUCAGAACCUCGAGUCCGCCCUGUCCACGCUGUACAAGGCACUUCUUGCUAUCCGAGAUCGAGACACAAACGACAUGGCAGCAGCUGCAGGGCGAAAGGACGAAUACGAGACGUACAACCGGCAGUUCUGUCUGCGUCUCGUCGAGUACUUGAUGAUUAUGAUCAAGUUUCAGGCGGAAACAUCGGCCGGGGCUGCGGCUAGCAAGGCUUCGUCGGGAGAAAUCCCACCGCAUGCCCAGAUGGAGCAGAAGCUGGGCAUGUAUUGCGGAUUGAUCCUUUACAUGAUCGAGAUGGACGAAGAGCGGUACCAGAAGCUGUGUACCAACUACUUCAGUACGGCGUCCGAGCUGCACACAAAGGAGAUGAAGGGGUUGUUUAUGGCGUUGAUUGGCAAGCUCAAGAAGCCGACCGAGGAAAAGGAGGAUGAGAGCUCCUUCAUUUCCGCUGCGGCAAUCAGUACCAAGUCUGGCGCUAUGCAGCGUUCACGGACCGUGAUGGGCAACUUGCGAGGAGGAGACAAGAAGGACAAACGAGCAGAUGGUAGUGAAAUGAAGGGUUCCGUGGCCCUUGACAAGGCUUUGCAAUCCAUCGCCGUUCAACUCGGUCGCGAAGAGGCUUUCAUCGCGGACUUUCUACACAUCACCGACUCGAUGCUCACGUACGCCGACUAUAUGGACCUGGAUAGCUAUUUCCGGCGACAAGCGGUACGGUACACUACCAAGGGGAUGCAGCCGGCGACGGUUAAGCUUCGGCGGUCCGCUCUGGACCUGAUCUUUGGGUUUGUUUCGGGCGAGCUCAAGGAUUGGGUCGAUGCGGCGCUGCAACGGGACCGAGUCCAAGUAUUUGGAAUGAUGGCAGUGUGCGAAAAAGCGAUUCAAGACGCCGAGGAUCGAAGCGCCAUUUUCUACCUCAACAUCUUGCAGCGUCAAAUGCAGCGCUUGCAGAGCCUGGUCGAGCGAUACAUAGCCGAUCAGGUCAAGGCAAUCGAGAACGCUCAGCUGAGUAAUCGAAAACGACGUGGUGUCGUCUUCUUCAUCAAGCAUUUCCCGGUGUUUGUUUCGAAAGUCGAAGCUCAAUUGGUGGAUUAUGACGAUUUCGCUGCGCGAAAUGUGGCCAAUGCGGGCUACGAAAAGAUCGUCAACACCAUGCUGGAUACUCUGCAGCAUAUGGCUAAGAUGGACAGGUCGGACGUCGCAGGAGAGGACAAGGGUCAACUCAACCACUCGAUCAUCAUGAUAGAAAACCUGCAAUUUUUCGUGCAGGACGCUGCAAAGCACGACAUACCCGCUCUGCAUGGCUUCAUGGAACGAGCCAAGAGCAUGUACGACGAGAACAUGACGGCGUACAUUCGAGCAGUCCUGCGGCGUUCGUUUGGGCGACCAUGGGACUUCUUCGAAGCCGUUCAAAAGCAGCUCCGAGCGUCUUCUGCACAAGAGAUCUCUUCCAGCCCUUCAUACAACAAAGCCGCCUUGAAACGGGCCGUCAAGGAUAUCAGCUCUGGCAAAGAGAUGCGCAAGGCGGUCGAAGCGCUGGUGAAGCGGAUCGAAAAGCAUUACUCAUUGGACGAAUCCGACCUGGCUGGAACCGACGAUGCGGUGGCCAUGUCCAACGAGGCGGCGGCCCUGAUCGGCGUUGUGAUACAGUCGUGCGAAAAGCUUUUGGUUGCCGAGGUCGGCAAGUGGUCCAGUCUGAUGGGUCAAUGUUACGCCGAAGCGGCGGCGAGUGGGGUGGGUCUCGAAUAUGGGCCUAACGAUGUGGAGGGCGCCUUCAGGAAGGCUAGGGGAUGA